AUCAACUCCUCCCCCCUCCUCCUCCUCCCUGUUUGUUUCUCAUUGCCCGCCCGCCCUCCUCUUGAUACUUCACAUCCUCCUCAGGUCCAGCAGCCUCACCCUCGCUCUGGGAUCGCACUGUGCAUCCUGCUGCUCCCCCUCCCCCAGCUGCGGACAACACCACCUCGCUCCCUCCCUCCCACCCUCCCAACCUGGAUCGGAGCCAGGGGCCACACGUAAACUGGCCAUUCGGUCUCUCUCUACCCUUCUAUCCCCUUGGCCAAUGGGGAUUUGGUGACAGUGGCGUGCCUGAACUUUGACCUGUGGAUAUGAGAUCAUGGCCCGCGCCUCUCAGUCCAGGCGUGGCCUGGCGGACAACGACAGCCUGAACAGUGCGGUGGAGGAGCUGACCGACACCCUGAGCGUGAGGCUGGACCUCAACGCCGACGACGCGAGCUCCAUCGGCUCCGACUCCGAGAUCAACGGAGCGCCCGCCUACCGCCAGACAGACAAAUACGGCUUCAUCGGCGGCUCGCAGUUCACCGGAGAGAGUGAGGUGAUAUCCACAGAGGUUCUUCGCCAGAGAGAAAUGAAAUGGAUCGAAAUGACCAAGAACUGGGAAAAGUGGGUUACAAAGAAACAUAAAAAGGUGAGAUUACGCUGUCGAAAGGGGAUCCCUGCGUCAGUCCGAGCUCUGGGAUGGCCAACGCUGUGUGAUGCCAACGUCAGAAAACAGGAGAACAGAGGGCUCUAUCAGAGGUUAGUGGGCGCCCCGGCGGACAGGCAGUGGCUGGACGCCAUCGAGAAGGACCUCCACCGACAGUUCCCCUUCCAUGAGAUGUUCGUCUCUCGCGAGGGCAAUGGGCAGAGGGACCUGUGUAACAUCCUGAAGGCCUACACUGUGUACAGACCAGAGGAAGGGUACUGCCAAGCCCAGGGCCCCAUCGCCGCACUCCUGCUCAUGCACAUGCCAGCAGAGGAUGCGUUCUGGUGCUUGGUUCAGAUCUGUGAGCUCUAUGUCCCAGGAUAUUACAGCCAAGGCCUGGAGGCGGUGCAGCUUGAUGGGCAGGUCCUGUUCAGCUUGCUGAGGAAGGUCAGCUUGGUGGCCUACAGGCACCUGAAGAAACACCAGGUCGACCCCCUGAUCUACAUGACCGAGUGGUUCAUGUGCCUGUUCUCUCGGACGCUACCCUGGGCCACAGUGCUGCGGGUGUGGGACAUGUUCCUCUCUGAAGGAGUGAAGAUUAUAUUCCGAGUGGCUCUCGUCCUCCUGAAGGUCAGCCUGGGAUCCUCCGACAAGCUGAAAGACUGUCAGGGGCUGGUGGAGACGCUGGAGAAACUACGGAACAUCCCGCCCAGAUUCCUACAGGAGGAUUUCAUCAUUCAUCAGGUGAGCGAGCUCCCCGUCACGCAGAGGGACAUCGAGCAGGAGUGUUCCCGGCAGCUGAGGAAAUGGAGGAAGAGGAAGGGGGUGGAUGCCGCGGCAUCCCGGCCUCGGACACGCCUGUACGGCGCUCGGGACGUUCACACCCAGAGGGAUAAGGCCCGUCCUGGCACUGACCCCUGGCCCCAGGAGCUGGGGGUCACGGUACCAGGGGUCCCGUCCAUCGUGGUCAGUGCGCCCCAGGAGAGAGGGGGAGCCGAACCGGGCACCCCCAGGACCCUGCCCCCAGAGACCCAGGCACAAAUGGUCAGGGGCAAACCAGCUGGUCGCUCCCGCACUUUCUACGUACAGCGCAGACACCAGCCCCCUCCCGUGCCAGUCAGGGGUGGGGUGCGGAACUCCGACAUGGAGACCCACCCCCUCAAACGCAACUCCGAACCCCUCAUCUCAGACACCUACUUCUGA
Hemiscyllium ocellatum (epaulette shark) is the source of this 1828-nucleotide messenger RNA. RefSeq names its product TBC1 domain family member 10B-like. Lineage: Eukaryota; Metazoa; Chordata; Chondrichthyes; Orectolobiformes; Hemiscylliidae. The transcript is spliced from 10 exons. Bases 317 to 1828 code for a protein of 503 amino acids. The record is from RefSeq and is a predicted model, not a curated record.